Messenger RNA from Megalops cyprinoides (Indo-Pacific tarpon), 419 nucleotides. RefSeq names its product syncollin-like. The coding region runs from base 1 to 399 and encodes 132 amino acids. Gene Ontology annotation, cellular component: secretory granule membrane. Lineage: Eukaryota; Metazoa; Chordata; Actinopteri; Elopiformes; Megalopidae. The record is from RefSeq and is a predicted model, not a curated record. Gene Ontology annotation, biological process: exocytosis. The transcript has a single exon.
AUGAGGGUGUUGGUCUCUGUGGCGCUUCUGUGGGCUCUAUACAUAACGGGCAACGAUGCUCAAUGCCCGGACCCAGGCUCGCUAAGAGACCCAAAUGGCGCAAAACUGUGCGCUCGCAUGUUCGAACACAGUCAAGAGAACAGCACUCUCAGCUGCCUAGGGGAGCACCUGAACGCUUACCCGAAAGAUGACUUCCCCAUCAUACCUGUCGGCUGGAACAACCGCAUCUCCUCGCUGGUGGUGUCCAGAUUCUGCUCCCUGACUGUCUGGUCUCGAUCCAAAAAGGAAGGAAAGAGGCGCAAGUUUAAGGCAGGGAUCCAGCCCCAUCUAAAGAACGUCCGCAUGGGUCUGCUCAGAAACUGGAACGACGAAAUCUCCGGGUACUACUGCGAGUGCUAAUUUCUGUCAGAGCUGGCGGA